AUGUCUUACAACUUUGGAUUAGAUGCUGAUUUGGCUGCAAAGCGUGAUGCUCUCUAUGACCCAGCUCUCGAAAGAGAACUUAGAGCUUGGAUGGAAGGUCUUGUUGGAGAAUCACUUUCAGGUGAUUUUGCUGUCUCUCUCAAGAAUGGUCAAUACCUUUGCAAUUUAGCAAACAAGAUUAAACCAGGAUCAUGCAAGAUUCAAAAGGCUGCAGCUCCAUUUGUUCAAAUGGAAAACAUCAACUCUUUCCUUAACUUUUGCAAGAGUUUGGGUGUUGCCACCACCGAUCUCUUCAUGACUGUCGAUCUCUUUGAAAAUAAGAACAUGAAUCAAGUUCUUCAAACAUUAUCAUCUGUAAAGAGAAUCAUCAGCGGUUCCAAGGGUAGCACUCCAGUCAGAUCAUCCCCAGCUCCAGCUGCUGCUACUUCUGGUGCCUCUUUCUGCUCACAAUGUGGUACAAAAGGUGCUGGUGUAGUUUGUAAAUUGAAUAAAGAUAAAGAUAUUACAGUAUUAUUCUCACCUCAUAGAACUUUAUCUAUUCAAAAUAUAAUAUCAAAAACAUCAUCAAUUACAACAUUAGUAUUAGCAGUAAUUAAUUUAUUAGUAAUAACAUUGGUAAAUGUUAUACCAUCAUUGGCUGUCAAUGAAACAUGUCAGUCAUUGGGAUAUAUAAAAUAUCAAGAUUCAUGGGAUUCUUUUCUAAAUACAAUUCCAGAUGUUUUGGUUGUCAUCACUUCAAUCAUUUCAAUGAUCCUAUGGCAAAGAGAUUUAAUUUCAAAAGAUGAUUAUAGAAAAAAAGCUCGUAGACGUCGUCCUAUUCCAAAACAUUUAACUCGUAGUAAUUCUCUUUUAAUUAAUUCAGAUGAAGAAGAUGGUAAUCAUCAUCAAAAUCAAAAUGAUGAAGCAAACUUGGAUGAAAAACCACCACAAUUGGAAAAGAAUUAUGAUCAUAAAAUACAUGGACCACCAUCAAGAAAAUUAACUGGAUUUACAUUUAUUAUGCUUUCAUUAUCUGCCAUUUCAUUCCCAUCUCUAAUCAAUGCAUUUUAUUUUAUUCAUGUAAUUGCUUUUAUUCUUUGUUUAUCUGGUAAACUUUCAAUUCAUAAAUUAAUGUUACGAUUAUAUCCAUUUUUUAUUAUAGUAUCAUUUUUUCAUUUAGUAUUUAUCUAUUUAUUCCAAAUACCAAUAUUUUAUGAAAAUUAUUCAUUUUAUAUCAAUGAUAUGUAUGGAAUUAGAAAUUUUCAUCAUUGGGAUGAAACCAUUUGGCCACUUGUAAUUGGUUAUAUUACAGUCUUGUUGACAUUUGUAUCGGCUAGUGUCAUUCAAAGAAAAUAUAUCCUUUAUAAUCGUACAAAACCAAGAUAUAGAUCAAUGAUUAAAUUACAAAGUGAAAGAGAUCAAUCAAACAAACAAAAAGCUACUAGAUUUACUCAACUUGCUUUAUUAUUUAGUCGUCAUGGUUGGAGUAUUUGUUGUAUUGAAAUUAUAAUUGUUUGUUUCUUUUUACAACCAAGUAUAUAUACAUCAGUAUUAUUAUUUUUUGGUUUAAUUUGUACAUUGUUACCAACAAAAAUAUUUAAAAUGUUAUCAAAAGCAAUUCUUGGUUAUCAAUUAGUUUUUAUAAUUUCACAAUAUGCUUUUAAUAUUCCUUCUGGUAUUAUUACUCCUACAUUUACAACAGAAAUUAUAGGAUUAAUAAUUUGGAAUGGAACAGUUUGGUUAAAUAUUGGAGUACAAUUAAUACUUUCAUUUACUUUUGGUUUAUAUUGUUUUUAUAGUGAUAUAAAACCAGAAGAUUAUAUAAUUGAAAAGGAAAAGGAAAAGGAAAAAGAAAAAGAAAAAGAAAAACAAGAUGAUAAAAAACAACAACAAUUAAUUAGUAUUAGUGAUUCUGAAGAACCAGAAAAAAAGGAACCUACCUCACAUCAAAGAAGAAAACCAAAACUUCAAUCACAAGAAAGUCAAACAGAUUUAUUAUCAGAUACAUCAACAACAUCAAAAAAGAGAGUAGUAAUCAAGACGGUACCAAAGAAACCAUUACCACCAGUACCACCAUUUUCAAAAAAAUUACCACCUCUACCGCUACCAAAAACACCAUCAGUUUCACAUUUGCAUCAACAAGCAGUUUCAGCAUCAGCACUUUCAUCACCAAGACAAGAAUCCUCCUCCUUACCACCCAUACCAGAAUUUAAUAUUAAUUUGCCAACUUCAAUCAUUUCAGAUAGUUGGAAUGCAACAUGGGAUAAUUUCCAACAAUCCUAUGGUGAUACUAUAGAACAAGUGAAACAAGUAUUAAAAACAACUGUCGAAGUUUGUUUUCUUGCAAUCAUUGGACAAUCUUAUCGUAUUGCAUUGGUAGGACUCUUUUUCUGUGGGUUGGCAACGGUCAACUUGUUAAAUGCCGGUUACAUGUUUUUCUUUAUCUUUUUUACAAUGUCUCAAACAUUGGCUAAAAAGUUGUGGAUGGUAUUGAUAUUGUACGCUCAAAUGGUUUUAUUGUUACUUUAUAUUUGGCAAAUGGGAUUUACUGGACAGUACGAGAAUUGGAUUACAGAUUUGGUUGGAGUAACACAUUACUCUGGUCAACCACUUUGGAUUAAUCUUAUUUGGCAUUUAAUCAUUAUUACCUUUACAUUGACUCAAUGGAAUGUAAACAAACUUUAUAAUACCAAAAAAGAAGAUGAUGAUGAAUCAAAAAGAAAUGUACCACAAAUCAUAAAGUUACUUGGAUUGGUAGCAUCAACAGUAGCACAAACUUAUAUUGCCUUGCCCAUUUGUUAUUUGGUUAUUAUAUUGGUUAGUGUUUUUGCAAAGAUAUCAAUCAUUUCAAUGAUUUACAUGGCAACUGUCUUUUUAUGUUUGGUCAUCCACAACCGAUCACCAAAUGGUGCUGCCCAUAUCCGUCGUUUCUGGGCAAUCGUUGUCUUUUCACAAGCUGCCAUUCUCAUUGCUCGGUACAUGUAUCAAUUUGAUCCAGUCUACAAUUGGCUCAAUCAAAUCUAUCCUACCAAUGAUUAUAUAUCGCUCGAUGAUAUUGGCCUCCAAAAGUAUAGUACCGAUGUCCUUAGAUUCAGCGAAUUGAUUGGAAACGUUGCCAUCUUUAUCAUUUGCGUUUUCCAACUUUCUUGUUUCUUUACAACCGUUGACCAAGAAGAAUCAGAUGCACUCUACAAACAAUUAGACAAAUUCCCCAUCCUAGAAAAAACAAUCAAUUUUAUUGGAAGUAUGUCUCAUCAACAUGGACCAAAGAUUGUACUAUGGACAGUCUUUUUAAUUUCAAUCAAUAAUCUCAGUUUCUUUAAUCUCGUCUAUUUGGUGAUGAUUGUCAUUUCAAUGUCAUUUAGAAAGGGAACUUAUCGUAUUGGAUUCUAUAUAUUGGCAUACUCUCAACUAUUGGUUCUAACUCAAAUGGCUGCUCUCUUUCCAAAAGCUACAUCAAUUGGUCAUACCUAUCAAUUAAAUUGGGUUGGUCUUGGUCAAAUUGGUCAAAAUCAAUUUCAUCUAAUCAAAUUGAAUCUUGUUAUUAUUUUAAUAAUUAGUCUUCAACAAGUUUCUUAUUGGUGGAACAAAAAAAGAGAACGAGGAAAUGAAAUGAUCAAUGAUAGAGGUCAAAAAGAAAAAUUAUUAUCAUCUGAUAAUAUUUCGGGUUCAUCAAAUUUUUCUCGAAUAGUAUGGUAUUUAAAUCAUUUUUAUGAAUUAUAUGGAUUGGAAAUUGUAUUUGUAGUUAUUAGUAUAUCACUAUGUUGGAGAGUUAAUAUAUUGGGAGUCAUUUAUCUAUUGGUCAUUGCAGUUGGAUUAAAUGUAAAAAGUGAAAAUAGACAUCGCUUUAUUUAUAUUUCUGGUUUGAUGAUUCCCAUCAUACUGGUUCAAUACAUCUUUUUACUUGGAACACCAAUUGAAACAAAUGCAUUCCCUUGGUUAUUAUCAAAUGACCUACUCAACAAUUUACUCAUCCUAUCAUCACCAAGUCAGUACAUUUUGGUCUUGGACUUUUGCAUUUUAUUCUUUUCAAUGCUCUACUUUAAACAACCUCGUGAUGUUAAACCAAAAUACCCAAGAAAUUUCCUUGCAGUCGAUGGUGAAAAUGUAAACUUUACAUUAGAACCACGUCCAUGGUAUUCAGAAAUACGUUACAUCAUUGUUAGAUAUUCAUCUCAACUAACGUUGAUCGUUAUCUUUAUUGCUGGCACUUCUGAAUGCGAUCUAGUGUCAUCUGGUUACGUACUAUUCUCACUCUAUGUAUUGUUUGCUGGAAAUACUCAUGCUAGAAGAUGGAGUGGAUUAUGGCGUUCAAUGAUGAUUUACAAUUGGUGUAUCUUGCUCAUGCAAAUACUCUUCCAAGCGGUAUUUGUCAUUUGGGGAGAGAAUAGUGGUAGUACAACCACCAUCUUGGCUGACAUUUUGGGUUUCUCUGUUGUAAAGUCUACUAGUUUCAACACUGCAAGAGAAACCAUUAGUGAUGCCAUCAUCCUCAUCCUCCUCACCUAUCAAAAGACUAUUUUCCAAAGUGAUGAUUUCCAAAUGCUCGAAGAACAUGUCAAAAACAAGAGUGAAAGUGCCUAUGAAACAGCUCUAGAGUUUUAUCGUGAACGUCGUCUACAACGUAUCGAUCAACUAGACAAUAUCAGAAAUGUCCUCGAACAACGAAGAGCAAGAUUACAACAACUCAAAAAACGUACCACCAACAAAAGAUUAUCAGUCUAUCAAGAUUUUCAAUCUCAUCCUUCUGGUUCUUUAUCCUCCUCAAAUAUUCAUCCUUCAACUAUAAAUCAAACAGAAUUAAAUCAACAACAAGAAAAAGAAAAAGAAAAAGUUCAGGUAGAACUAGAUCCAAAUAAUAAUAAUAAUAGUUUAGGGGAAAUUAAACAAAAAGGUGUUAGAUUUAAUGAUGAAACUGUUGAAAUUAAAGAAGAAAUGGAAAAGGAAAAAGAAGAAAUGGAAGAGGAACAAUCAACUUCUUCCUCUUCUUCUCUACGAAAGAGAUCAGUGAUUAAAAGAUUUUUUAUGAAGAUAUUGGCAUACUUAGAUCCAUUACCAGUUCAAAAAUCAAUUGUCGAUCAAGAUGAAGAUGAAGAAGGAUCUUCUUCAUUGUCUGGUCCAGAAAUCCAAUCAUUAUCUCAUAUGCAAUUAAAUAAUCGUAAUAGUGUAUUUAUAGAUCCAGAAGAAUUAAAGGAGGCAAUGAAAAAUUACUCUCGUGAUGACAAGCCAAGUUCAAGUUCUCGUUCAAAUAUAAUCAAGGAACCUGCCAAAAUACAUGAAGAUGAUGUACUCAAGAGAAUUGUAAGAGGAGUAUCAAGAAUUGCAAGAGAUGAAAGUAAAUGGAUAGCAUUUAUGGCAUGUCUUGCAAAUGGUGUAUUCAAUGCAAACAUUAUAUCGUUGGUUUACUUGUUUGGAGUAUUUUUGUUUGGACGUCUAUUCGAGAGUCCAAGACCAUCAAAAGCUUUUUGGAGAUUCUUGAUUGGUUUUAGUGCUUUGGUACUCUGCGUCAAAUAUCUAUUCCAAAUACCAAUCUUUUGUCUUCAAAACAAUACCACAGUCACCUAUGAAAUGUUUAGCAAGUGUUGGAGUAAUCAACCAAGUCCUUUUAUUCCAGAAAAUUUGGUACUCUUGUCCACUCCCUACAAACUUGGUAUCUACAAGAUCGACGGUCACUUUUUGGCUGGUGCAUUUUGGGAUCUAGCUGUAUUCCUCUCUUGUCUCUGGCAUCGUCAUGUCUAUAGAUCCAAAGGUCUUUGGAAAUUUGAAGAAAAGGAUUUCCAAGAAGCUGGUUUCGAUUUUACCUAUAUCGAAGCUGAAGAAGAAGUAGUCUAUGAAGAGGAAAUCAGUGACAACGAAGAAGAUAUUGAACCCGACGAUCAAUUCAUCGAUGAUAAAGAUUUAGAUUUGGUUGAAGAUAAAAUUGAUCAAGUUGAUCAUCUUAUACAACAACAACAACAACCAUUAAUUAUUGAUCAAAAUAAUAAUAAUAAUGUGAUUAUUUCAACAACUUCAACAACUUCAACUAUUUCAACUUUAAAGAAAAAAGAAGACAAAAAACCAUUAUUAUUAAUUGAUAUUCCAGAAGAACCAUCAGAUUCAGAUUCAUCAGAUUCAGAACAAGGUCCAUCAGGUAAUAAUGGACUACCUCAACAUGAUAGUCAAGAGUAUACAUUUACAUUGACAUCACCAACAGGAUCAUCACCAAAACUUAGUAGAAGUAUUCUUUGGGUUCUAGUCUAUAAAAUUCGUAAUAUGAUCAUUUCAUUUAUUCAUUUCCUUUGGUUGGUAACAAAUACUUCAGAAAAAACUGGUAGAGAUUAUUAUAUCCCAAUUUUCUUUACAGAUUUUAUAUGUUUAGUAUUUUUAAUUGUAUUUCCACAAAAUUUUACAGCUAUACCAUCAUCAGAUAUUACACAAUUUUUAGAACAAAAUGUAAUACCAAGACAAUAUAUAGCAAUAUUAUUGGCUCAAUUUGGUAUUAUUAUUUUGGAUCGUAUCAUUUAUUUGUACAAAUCUGUAAAAGCCAAGUUUGCAUUACAAAUUGUUUUGACAGUACUCUAUCACGUAUUCCUAUUCUUUUACUUUCCACAACUCAUUGUCAAACCAUUUGAUUUCACCUAUUCUUGGACAUUGGUUGCAUUCUACAUUCUCAAGUGUCUCUAUCUCUACUACUCGGCACUCCAAAUUUGUUAUGGUUAUCCAAUCUUGACAGAAGGACGUUUCCUCAUGGAUGGUUAUUCCGAUUUCCAUAAUAUUGGUUUUGCAAUUUAUCGUGCCAUUCCAUUUAUUUUUGAAAUGCGUACCCUAUUGGAUUGGAUUGCUACCGACACUACACUGCUCUUUUACGAUUGGCUAAAGUUUGAGGAUCUCUAUGCUCAAGUCUUUUCGGUACACUGUCGUCAGGAAUGGAUCAAACGCCAAGGUCGCAAGUAUGGUCACAAACAACCCAUCUUUGAAAAGUUUGUUACAGGUGUCACCUUUUUCGUUGGUUUGGUCGUCAUUUUAUGGUUCCCUCUUAUUAUCCUUAGUUCUGGGUUGCCCGGUAGUAACAUCAUGCCAGUUACAUCGGUUCAAAUGCAAUUGUCAAUCACAGGUUGGAAUCCACUCGUCUAUAUCAACCAAGAACUGUCACUUGAAGGUAUCAAUGGUACUGGAGGUGUAUCUAGUACCUUUUUAACUGGAUCAGAGUUUAGUCAACUACGUACCAACCAUACAUUUAUCAUGCCAGAUGAACAAAGUGGAACGCAAAUAAUCAAUAUCAAUUCAUUCUCUGAACAGUCUUGGGAUAUGACUCCACCAGCUCGCUCACAAUUACUUGACUUUUUAACUACAAGUAAAUUGUCAAUCACUGCCACUUAUACCAUUUCACGUUCCGGUACUAUAAAUAUGGAUAUUCCAGGUACCAACUCUGUCCCUCUUACCCCAGGUCAACAAUCUGAUCUCUACAAUAUCAUCAAUGGUACUCAAACAUCAUUCAAUGUGACUGGACUAUUAUACAAAUUUAUUCGUCUUCCAGGUGUUAGUGGUAAUCUUCUCUAUCCUUCAAACUCGGGUAGUCAACCCGAAUAUUUGGAUGUCCUAUUUACUCUAUUCAACGGUAGUUCACAAAUCAAUUCGGGUGGAUAUAGUGAUGGACCAUACUGGCAAGCUACCGAUCUUUCAGGUGGCCAAUUAUACUUUUACACCAUCUCUUCCAAACUACCAAAUGGACUUGCCAGUACACUCGUAUCUGCCGGUAUCAUUGGUCUAUACGUUGGUGUUGUCUUGUCUGUCGGUAGAUUCCUUCGUAUGUAUGUCACUGGUAUGGCUCUUCGUAUCACCCUCGAAAAUAUUGGCAACUGCGAAGAAAUUGAAAAGAUGAUUGACGAUGUAUUCAUUGCUAGACAAUACGGUGAUCUAGAAUUAGAAGAAGAUCUAUACUAUGAAUUAAUUCAAGUAUUUAGACAAUCAAAUGUACUUUAUGAUUUAACUAAAACUAAUCAUAAAGAUAGAUAA
Molecule: messenger RNA, 7974 nt
Organism: Cavenderia fasciculata
Lineage: Eukaryota; Evosea; Eumycetozoa; Acytosteliales; Cavenderiaceae
Product: involucrin repeat-containing protein
Exons: 11
Coding region: 1-7974 (2657 amino acids)
Biological process (GO): cellular response to mechanical stimulus; regulation of membrane potential; detection of mechanical stimulus
Cellular component (GO): membrane
Molecular function (GO): mechanosensitive monoatomic ion channel activity; protein binding; monoatomic cation channel activity
Source: RefSeq, a predicted model, not a curated record